AUGAAGGUUGGCGACAGAAACCCCCACCAGAACUACCGAUGCAAGAAGCUCAGCUGCACAAUCCUGCUCAGUGGAAGCCAGCAAUCCAAAUCGUACACGAUAAGCUGGACAGCGAGUGCGUCCGCGGCCAGGUGGAUUUCUGGCGGAUUUUCCGUGAUAGAGAGCUGGACGACGGGCAAUACGUACUCGUGCAACGGCGGCCUUCAUGAGACUAUCUGUGUCCGGUCCAAUACUGCUCAUACGGCAUAUACCAUCCGGGACACCAUGUGGAACAGAUAUAUGGGCUAUGCGCCUGACAACCAUGGGCCUGACUAUGUCAUGAUCUCUCCCAAUAUCGACAAUAAGGGUGGUCUGCCGGAGCCAGGGAGAGAAAUACUGGGAUAAGAGUGGCCGUACCGGUGGACCAUGAUCCGUCUCAGAAGAAUGAGUAGGUUAGCAGGAAGCGCAAUGGAGAAGGUGACGGAGGUCGAAGUAUGUACAUUAAUGG
Aspergillus novofumigatus IBT 16806 is the source of this 487-nucleotide messenger RNA. RefSeq lists its product as uncharacterized. The transcript has 2 exons. Bases 1 to 384 code for a protein of 127 amino acids. The record is from RefSeq and is a predicted model, not a curated record. Lineage: Eukaryota; Fungi; Ascomycota; Eurotiomycetes; Eurotiales; Aspergillaceae.